UGAAAAUGGGUCUGAUAAGCGAGACAAUACAUCAUUGUGAAAAUCUCCAUUAGCCAGCGAUCAACAAGGCGCGUAACCGCCGUCCAUCCUCGGCGAUGCAGUUGUGUUCCCUGGAAGCCCCGACAAACAGAUGACAUCACAUGCCGCUCCGUCCCCCUUCCUCCUCCAGUCUGGCUUCUCCCUCCACUCUCUCCACCACUCGCUCUCGCUCUUCUGGCUCCGUUCGCGUCCCAGCGGACAUAAAUGGCGACCGCGUUCUCGCCUCCCCAUUGUCCCUCCCAAUGACGAACUUGGCUCCAGCUUCUCCACAGCCAGCUUCCGCCCAUGAUCGUCUCUGCCAUUCCCCUGGCUACUCGACCUCACCUUCCUUCUCUUUAACUACCCUAAUUGCUCGUGCCCAAUAAUGAUCUGACAAUAGCAGACUCAUCAUGGCACUUAGCAGUUUUUCAAUCGGGGUGGCCCUGACCCCGACCGUCGUUUCCACCCUCUUUUCUCACUACCUGCAUCGGAAAAACCGCCAGGGCAAACCCACCGUCCAUCUGUCCUACGAUGAAGGCAUCUCCAUCAUCCGCGAAUUCAUCACCUUGAGCUCCAGGCGCCCCAUCGAGUAUAUCCAGGAGUUCACGGCCCAGCGCGUCCCCGCUCCGCACUGGGUGAAGAUCGAACGAGUCUCAAUUGCCGACGAAUUUCUGGACCCGGCAGCUGCUGCAAUUGCCAAACAAUUGGGUCCUGAUGGUAUUGCACGAGUGGGGGGUGAAAAGUGGUGGCAAUGGCGUGGCCCGGCGGGGGAUAAGAAUGGAGGACUGAGCGCAGAGUGGAUUGAGAUGCAUAGCGACUACAAUGAGAGGAAAAACGAGAGCAAAAACCAUUCCAGCAAUAAGCGGAUUAUGCUGUACAUCCAUGGUGGUGCAUAUUACUUUGGGAGUGUCCAGACACAUCGGUAUCAGCUGCAGCGCCAUGCGAGGAAGCUGAAGGGCAGGGUUUUUGCACCUGAUUACCGUUUGGCCCCGCAAUUCCCGUUUCCCUGCUCCCUGCACGACUCACUAGCGGCGUAUUUAUACCUUUUACGCGACCAUCCGCCGGAGGAUAUCAUCUUUGCGGGUGACUCCGCUGGAGGAGGAAUGAUUCUCUCGAUGCUGGUCAUCUGUCGUGAUCAAGGGCUGCCGCUACCGGCUGGUGCAAUUCUGAUAUCUCCUUGGGUUGACCUCACCCACUCCUUCCCCAGUAUAGCAAAGGAUAACCCUGGCGACUAUAUCCCUCCUCAUGGAUUCUUACACAGACCCUCCUUAGCAUGGCCCCCACCGAACGAGGAUGAGAUCCGAGAGAUCAAGGAGGCUGUGAAGAGGGAUCCAACAAUACCGAACGAAAGGGUGAAUAUCUCUGAAACCGGACAGGAGAAUACUGUCGUUAUAAGCUCGUCCCAGGCGCCGAAGGGCCAUGGCCGCCCGCCGCCGUCCUGCGUGAUAGACGGCGAAACAAUCGAAUUAAAGGACCAGAUCCACAUGUACGCAACUAACGACCUUCUUUUCCACCCGCUCGUUUCUCCGAUAUUUCAACCGUCUCUUGGGGGAUUGCCCCCCCUGCAGAUUAUUAGCGGUGGCGGUGAAAUGCUCCGUGAUGAACAGCUCUACCUUGCUCAUAAAGCUGCCAACCCUGUUGCCUACCCACCCAACGACACCUUCCUUGACGAGUUUGACCCGCAACGCGAGAUCGUUUCUAAGUAUCGUGGCACCUAUGUUCAACUUCAGGUGUGGGAUGACCUUUGCCAUGUGGCCCCGAUUCUAAGCUUUACGCCUCCUGUCAAAUACAUGUUCCGAUCCAUUGCGCAGUUCGGAGCGUGGGCACUAGCGCGCGCACAGCACUCCACUAUCGAAAUCGCCAACAACGAUGAGGUCUCCGCCAUAUCAUCUAGUGAAUCGGAGGCUACUCACCCUACGGUUAGCCGUAGCGGUCAUAAGGACCCUCACGAUCUACCAACGCCUACAGUUGGAAAGGCGGGUGACCCUCUCCCAGCGUUCAGAGACCGCAUGAUUCGGCAAGGCGUUAACAAGAGAGGUCACGUAUACCCCCUUGAUCCUCCAAGUAAAUAUCCUGUGCUUCAAAUGCCCCCCGACUCCGUCGGCACGAUUAACCCAAAUCUCCUAAUGAAAUGGAUGUUGGUCAAGGAAGAAUGGGACCACAAAUUUGCGAAGGAUAGGCUCCGCGUACACAAUGAACGACUUCAAGGAUUAGCACACGGAUUUCAGGAGUUCGAGGGUGAGAUCCCACCACCUAGUGCAUUGGCCGCUAGGAGGCUCGCACCGGGUGCGCUCCCGCCAAAGGGUCUCCGCGUUAGCUAUCCCAUGGCAAUGUGGAGCAAGAUCGCAAGCAAACACGAUAGAAGAACCAUCAAAAGGGAGCAUGAAUUGGAAACUCGAUCGCAUCGCUCGCAACGGACUAGCGUUGAAGCCGGGCGAGCGGGAGCAUCGAUGGUGGACGACAACCUCACAGACAAGACUCAGCCGAACGGUACAAGCACCGAGGGGGCAUCCAGUUCAACCCCACAAUUGCCAGGAAUUCCGCCAGAUAAACCAUUCACCCCGCUUCUUGUUCUUCCAAACUACGAUGGAAAGUCGUCCAAUGACGAGUUUGAGAACGCGAGCACGCGAGCACUCUUCCACGUCCCGGGCACUAUCCCGCCAACAACCGCCGACUCGAAAAGCAUGCACCACCGAUCAGCGUCUCACGGCGGCUCAGCUACAAUCCGCAGCGGGUUCACCUCGAACCCAGCAGAUGACGCAAGCACCGUCGAUGACGACCGGUCUCUUGCUGUCACCGGUAUGGGCGUUGAAGAUGCGAGUACACGGGCUGUUGUCCACGCAGACGGUGUCAUAAAACCGACCGACGGAAGCCACUCGGUCGUUCAGUCGGUUGAGAGUCUUCCUCUAACCAACGGAGUUAACCACGCCUGAUAGCUAGGCCUUUGCCUUCAGUACGGACUGUCUUUCUUUAUAUUUUCUCAUUUUGCACAUCAUUUGUUGGAUUUUUUGAUACCUAUGACACUUGGAUAGUCGAUCCGUGUCUCUUUUGUUUGAAUUACACGACCGUUGGAUAUCUGGUCAAUUUUGAGAUUUCUGCAUAUAUAACCCUAUACCCAUGCGCAUAUAUGCCCUGUCUAUAUCGAUCAUUGUAUAUAUCACGUAUAUCGAAUUGAUUACCCAAAAUGCCUUAUAGAAAUAGAC
This is a messenger RNA of Aspergillus versicolor CBS 583.65, 3221 nucleotides long. RefSeq names its product lipase/esterase family protein. The coding region runs from base 429 to 2951 and encodes 840 amino acids. The record is from RefSeq and is a predicted model, not a curated record. The transcript is spliced from 4 exons. Gene Ontology annotation, molecular function: hydrolase activity. NCBI's taxonomy places the organism in Eukaryota, Fungi, Ascomycota, Eurotiomycetes, Eurotiales, Aspergillaceae.